ACUCACAGUGUAGCUCAGGCUGGUCUCGAGCUGCCUGGCUGGCCAGACUUCCGGCACUCCCAGCCUCAGUUUCUCCAACACCCGCAGUUCCCAGGACCUGGAGGCCGCGCAGAGCGGAGCAUGCGGACUUCCCCUUCUGCGCAGCCGCGUUAAGGAAGGGGCGUGGUCCUAAGCGGAGGGACGGGCUCCAGAGUGGAAAUACCCGGAACCCAGAGGUAGCGGAACUCCGGACCAGCCGCUGCCCGGUAGUGCGGACUCUGUGGUGGUGGUCCCGGAAGUUCUGCCUAAGCAUGGCUUCGGGAAGGAAGGCGCGGAAGAGAAAGAAGGAUCCCGACGCGGGGGAGACCCCCGACGACGGCGAAGGCCGUUUGGCCGCGGACUACCUGGUGGGACAGGUCGCCGACAGCCUGCCCGGCGCCCGCGCCCUCGGAGGCCGCGCGGCCCCACUGGCAUCCCUCUUUGCCGCCGCCCCACGGGCUCCACCCGUGUUCGUGCCUGUGCCCCAGGAAACAUUUAAAAAAAGAAAAUCUGGUGAUGAAGAAGAAAGCACAUCCCAGAUUCAAAGACCAGUUUUGCAAGAGCCUGCAAAGAAGAUGGAGGUGAAGAACCUCUCUGAUGGGGCCAAAAGACUGGCAAACAGGGAAAGUGCUUUAGCAAGUGCUGAUUUGGAAGAAGAAAUUCUUCAGGAACAAGGACAGAAAAGGAAGAAGUCUAAGUCUAGUGUUAAAGCAGCAGGUGCAGAAGUACUCAAUGAUGUCGAUCUCAGUCUUGAUGUGGGUCAAAGAAAGAAAACACAAAUCAACCUGGAAGAAGAGAGGUUGAAGAACGAGAGGACUGUAUUUGUUGGCAACUUGCCUGUCACAUGUAGUAAGAAGAAGCUGAAGUCGUUUUUUAAAGAGUAUGGACAAAUAGAAUCUGUACGAUUUCGUUCUGCGAUGCCAGGAGAGGGAACUCUGUCCAAAAAGUUGGCUGCAAUAAAACGUAAAUUUCAUCCUGAUCAGAAAAGCAUCAAUGCGUAUGUUGUGUUUAAAGAGGAGAGUGCUGCCUCAGAAGCAUUGAGAAGAAAUGGAGCCCAGAUUGCAGAAGGAUUUCGAAUUCGGGUUGACUUUGCAUCUGAGACCUCCUCUCGAGACAAGAGAUCAGUAUUUGUGGGGAAUCUUCCUUACAAAGUUGAAGAAUCUGCCCUGGAGAAACACUUUCUGGACUGUGGCAACAUUGUGGCAGUGAAGAUUGUAAAAGAUCCACUUACGGGAGUUGGCAGAGGGUUUGGCUAUGUGCUCUUUGAGAACACAGAUGCUGUUCAUCUUGCUUUGAAAUUAAAUAAUUCUGAGCUAAUGGGAAGAAAACCGAGAGUCAUGCAUUCUCUUAAUAAAGAAAAGUUAAAACGACAGAACUCAAAUCCCACCUUGAAGAAGGCGAGUAAACCUAAGCAGGGACUUCAUUUUGCUUCUAGCGAUGUAGGAAAUUCCAAAAGUGUGUUUAUUGGAGAAAAGGCAGUUCUUGUUAAAAAGAAGAAAGGACAGAAGAAGAAUGUACGAGCGAAGAAAUCAAGAAAGCAGAAGCAGUGAAGAGAAGCGGCCGCUCCUCUGGUGAGCCCCGGACUGAGGUCUGCACUUUCUGUGGAUUGUGUAUAUGAAUGUGCAGACAUCCCCAGUCAUACUCACUUUGUAUGGCUUCUUUUAAGGAUUGAAGUAGAUGUAAAGAUAAACAAUAAACAUCAAUACUGGCUGUACUUUGACCAGGUGAUUACAGACUUAGUCAUGGGCCCUAGGAAGACUUGAGAACUCCUUAUAACACACACUUUUUUCACUUUCAUUUUUUUCUUUCUGUUACACUUGUAAUAAGUAGAGUUCUGGGUUUCUGUAUUUUACCAUCAUCCUAAUCAUAACUAACCAAUAAGAACAUUUAGUAAAAUGUGAUUCUGAUUUGUUAUACAUAAUCAGUAAAGAGACUGGUUAUUGAUGUCUUUGAUAAACUAGCUAUAAAGCCAGUUUCAUAUGAAAAAUACUGUCCAAGUAAAGUGUGAUUCUUAGAGUCAGAAUAAAACAUCCUUUCCAGCAAGUUUAAAGGCAGUAUUUCAUAAUGAAAUUUACUAAUUAAAUCACAAAAUAUGAAUUUGAACAAAGGGGGAGAAUACUCUUAUAUUCCCUGGGGGGUUGAGACUGGUUAUAGCUACUGACAUUGAUCUGACAAAUGAGUCUAUGUCCAGGAUGGAAAACGGGAGGGAGAGGGUAAACCAGGGUGGCUGACCCAGGCAGUCAGAGCCUAUAGUGAGCAUGCAUCAUGUCACCAAGGUGGGUCAGAGGGUGGGUGAGUUUUCAGGAAUUGCUCUGAAAAUCCUGUCUUUGGGAAAUAGCGUGUACAAAACCUAAUGGGGGCUGGGCUUGGUAGUGCAGGCCUUUAAUCCCAGUACCCAAGAAGCAGACAGGCAGAUCUCUGAGUUCAAGGCCAGCCUCGUCUUCUCACCAAGUUCUAGGCCAGCCAAGGCUACACAGUGAGACACUGUCUCAAAAUCAACCAAAAAUGUCUAAUAGGACUUAAAAAUAUGGCCCUGUCAGGCUGAAGAGAUGGCUCAGUGGUUAAGAGCUCUGGCUGUCCUUGCAGAGGAUCCGGGUUUGAUUCCUAGCACCCACAUGGUGACUAACAGCCAUCUAUAACUCCAGUUCCAGGAGUUCUG
Molecule: messenger RNA, 2677 nt
Organism: Nannospalax galili (Upper Galilee mountains blind mole rat)
Lineage: Eukaryota; Metazoa; Chordata; Mammalia; Rodentia; Spalacidae
Gene: Rbm34
Product: RNA binding motif protein 34
Exons: 11
Coding region: 291-1568 (425 amino acids)
Molecular function (GO): RNA binding
Source: RefSeq, a predicted model, not a curated record